Molecule: messenger RNA, 750 nt
Organism: Tripterygium wilfordii
Lineage: Eukaryota; Viridiplantae; Streptophyta; Magnoliopsida; Celastrales; Celastraceae
Exons: 2
Coding region: 265-471 (68 amino acids)
Source: RefSeq, a predicted model, not a curated record
CAAACACAACCGACCAAAACCUCUUCUAAUCCUUUUAAAAUAAUAAUUUUUUGGUAGUGGUCAAUGAAAACAAAUAACUUUGCUCCAAAAAAGGUUCUUCAUUCACGCGAGAAGGUGCCACGAGUCUUAAAUCUGGGUUACCCCUUAAAUCUCUGGCAUCUGUCGUUGAGGCAUUUCAUCGAAUACGACAUAGGCGACUUUCUGUCCGAAGCAGAAUUAAAAACCAACUCUCUGUGUAGUGAAUUGUGAUUAAUUCAAGCAAGGAUGACUGACUGGGGCCCUGUUGUGAUAGCGGUGGUGCUGUUUGUGCUGCUGAGUCCAGGAUUGUUGUUUCAGUUACCUGGGAAAAGCAGAGUGGUGGAGUUUGGGAACAUGCAUACAAGUGGGUUGUCGAUUCUGGUCCACACCAUCAUUUUCUUUGGCCUCAUCACCAUCUUCCUUAUUGCAAUUGGUGUUCAUAUCUACACUUGAUGAUUAUUGAGCUACUCUGUCUUCUAUCAAUACUGAAGUUGGGUUUCAAGAAAGGUACUCUCUUUAUACUCCCAAUUCUCUAUUGAAACACAGAAAGCCCUUCCUGUUUUGUAUUGUAUUUGGCUUUAUUUGUGUUUCUCUUCUGGGUUUUUUGUGGUUCAACUCUUGUUUUCUUGUAAUUUUGCUCUUGUUUUCUGAUACAAUCACAGAAUUUGUAAGACACAAGAUUCAGCAAUGAUUUCUUAAGUUUGUAUUUAGAAUGAAGCAAGGAUGCUUUUG